Molecule: messenger RNA, 3711 nt
Organism: Anopheles cruzii
Lineage: Eukaryota; Metazoa; Arthropoda; Insecta; Diptera; Culicidae
Product: unc-112-related protein-like
Exons: 7
Coding region: 452-2584 (710 amino acids)
Biological process (GO): cell-matrix adhesion; integrin-mediated signaling pathway
Cellular component (GO): cell-substrate junction
Molecular function (GO): integrin binding
Source: RefSeq, a predicted model, not a curated record
CUUUUGCCCGAUUCGGACGCAUUUUUAAGUGCGCGUGUGAGAGAAUUUCCCGUCGAAUUUAACUAUUCGGACGUGUUUUCCGGUUCCGGUUGGAAAAUAGAACGCUUACGGUGACCGUGCUUCCUUCGCCAGCACGAUAAAUCGGUUGCGGUGGCCUUGCAGUGGCAGUUGUGCGUCGUUUGAGAGAAAGUGCCGCGGGGGACGUCCAACCAGAGCGUCCGAUCGAGGUGUUUAGGGAAACGAGGCGAAGCGCUUACCAAAACAGAAAGUGUCAAGUAGGAGAAAAGUCCGAAAAAGGCCGGAGAUCGGAGAAAUUCCCUGGCGAAAAAGUGCGUAGUGGUGUUGCACCGGGUAAAAGUGCAGCAAGGCGUGAAAGCAGUCCAAGACGGGCGUGCCUGAUAGAUAGAAAGGGCUGCAUAGGGGCGGAUAGAAAGCACGGCGAAGCACCAGCAUGAUCCACGUAGGUGACAAUACCUGGAACCUGAAGGUCUACAUCACCGACCUUCAGGUGCAAAAAACGUUGCGCGUCCGGGGAGAUUUGCACAUCGGCGGCGUUAUGCUGAGGCUCGUCGAUCCAGAAAACCCGAAAGAUUGGUCGGACCAUGCACUGUGGUGGCCGGUCCGAAACCAGUGGCUGACGCGGACGAAGUCAACCCUCGACCAGGUGGGCCUACACGCCGAUGCGCUGCUACACUUCACACCGAUGCAUAAAACGUUGCGCGUUCAGAUGCCAGACCUGCGUUAUCUCGACUGUCGGGUGGAUUUCUCGAUCAAAACAUUCGGUGCCGUGGUGGCGCUUUGUAAAGACCUUGGUAUCAGACAUCCGGAGGAGCUGUCGCUUUGCAAACCGCUUGAGCCUAUGCAUUUGAAGAAAAAUUACGCCGAUCUGGCGAAGAAGAAGAUACCGAUCGAGCAGAAUGGCAAUGGGCGCGAGUACAUACAGCCGGCGGCCGAUACGAACACCUUUAUCCCGGUGACGUCCCACAACCUGAACGGCAGCAACGGCAGCCUCGAUGGUCCGAUGAAUCAUGGACCGUUCUCUUGUGCUCCGGUUCCAAAUUCGAACUUCACGGCCUCGAAACCAGCGCUCCAGAGUACGCCCAUCAGUUCACCGACCGGGACUCUCCGACACGGCCACACGAGUUCGGGCUUCAGUGAGUCAUCGUCCAGUAUUGGUGAUCCGACCGAUAACCUAGCGUACAGUCCGUGCGCUCCCAGCCCGGAAGCUCGAUCCCGGUUGCUGAAACCGAAGUCGCUCGUCGAGCGUGCCCGAAUGAACAUUGGCUGGCUCGAUUCGUCCCUGUCCAUCAUGGAGCAAGGCAUCCGGGAGUUCGAGACGCUCUGUUUGCGUUUCAAGUACUAUACGUUCUUUGACCUGAACCCGAAGUACGAUCAGGUGCGCAUCAACCAGCUGUACGAGCAGGCCAAGUGGCAGCUGUUGAACGAGGAGAUCGAUUGCACCGAAGAGGAGAUGCUGAUGUUCGGGGCGUUGCAGCUGCAGGUUAAUCUGCAGAACGAAGUGCCGCAACCGGACUCCGGAAUCGAUACCUCCAGCCUCGACAAUGCCGCCGAUGACGACGUCGACGCCGCACUUCGCGAGCUUCAGAUAACCCUCGAGGGACCAAGCAACGGUGUUAAUGCCGGCGACAUUACGCAUAUUCCCGAGCUUACCGAUUAUCUGCGGUUUUUAAAACCCAAAAAGUUCACGCUCAAAGGAUACAAACGUUACUGGUUCACGUACAAGGAUCUACAUUUGCAUCUCUACAAAUCGCGAGAGGAUGCGCGUGCGAAUAGCACCCCGCAGGUGACGAUCAAUUUGCGUGGGUGCGAAGUAACGCCGGAGGUAAACUUGGCGCAGAAAAAGUUCAACAUUAAACUGGAGGUGCCGCUGGAGCAGAGCAUCAACAGCGAGAUGUGGAUCCGGUGUGACAACGAGGAACAGUACGCUAAAUGGAUGGCCGCUUGCCGGUUGGCGUCGAAGGGUCGGUCGUUGGCGGAUAGUUCGUACGACAGUGAGGUCGCAAGCAUCCGGUCUUUCCUUAGCAUGCAAAAACCGGCCCAAGCGCCCGCCAUUAACAUCAACCCGAGCGCUAUGGACCCGAACGAGUACCUGGCGCCAAGGUACGCGAAGAAGCUGAAGAGCAAAUCCGUGAUGCGCAUGCUGGAAGCGCACGCCAACGUGAAAGAUUUGCCGCUGAUCGAGGCGAAACUGAGCUACAUCCGGGCGUGGCAGAGUCUGCCCGAGUUUGGUGUGACACUGUUCGUGAUCAAGUUCGACGGACACAAGAAGGAAGAGCUGCUCGGUGUGGCCAGCAACCGUAUCAUGAAGAUGGACAUCACGACGGGCGAUCAUUUGAAAACGUGGCGUUAUAAUACGAUGAAGGCUUGGAACGUUAACUGGGAGAUCCGAUGCAUGAUGGUACAGUUCCAGGGCGAAAGUGUGGUAUUCUCCUGUUUGUCGGCCGAUUGUAAAGUCGUACAUGAGUUCAUCGGGGGCUACAUUUUCAUGUCAAUGCGAUCGAAGGAAACCAACCAAACGCUCAACGAGGAACUUUUCCACAAACUCACGGGUGGAUGGAACUAGAUCCAUUUGAACACGCAGUUGCGCACACGCUCGAUCGUCCCAUCCUUACUUAAUACUGUCCAUCACGGCCCAGGAAGGGACUAACCAAAAAAGCGAACCAGCACAAAGCGAGCGAUGCCCUUUUCACCUUGUGUCCAUUUAGUCGAACAAUGAUUGCGCCAGAGUAUACUACUUUGCACGUGUAAAGUUUUGAUUUUGUCUUUGAUAAAUGUAAUGUUUUAUUAUUUUGUAACCAUUGUUGUACAUAACACAGACCUAGCGGAAGUUGUUUCAAGUGAGCUCCCAUGUGACCCUUAUCGAAGAGUACCAAUUCUUUCCCACGUUCGUUGUCCUGUAUGCAAUAAUGCUUUUUAUAGAAAAAAACAAAACCUAUUCUGUAACGUAGCAGAAACAAAACCAAUUUAGGCCACGGAGCCCACUCGAGGUCGGAUAAUGCACGGUUAGGGUGAAAUUUCUAACUGAACAUCCUUUUCAUAUCCUAAAGUACUUGUUAGGGACUAACUGAAUAACGCAAACCGUAUGCCUUAUUAAUAAUAGUUAGACGUACACGGUGGUAUUUACUCGGUUCUGAAGGUGCAUGAACGAGAUAUGGCCCUCGGAAGUAGAUUAAGGUGACGAAACGCGCGUGGUAGGAGUUGACUUACGACAAUCGUACAAUAGCUGCUGGCGGGACGUGGAAAGCGCUUCGUUUAAGCAGCACCUAAAGUGUCCAAAACAAGGUGCCUCUAUUUGAAACUGGAAUUCAAUUGCACGUGUUAAUAAGCAAAUGUUAUUAGCGAACGCCUGAAUGGAGUGUUUUCGUCAGGUCGUUUCGCCCAUCGUUUUCUACUUAGCUGUUUGUAAUUUUAACCGACGCUAGUUAACAAAUGAAAACAUUGAACCUUAACGUGAAAUGACCCGAACGUAACUGUAAUGUUAUACAAACUAUUUAAUUCUCUUCCGUCGGUGUGAUAUGUGAAGAAGUUGCUUUUCUUUCUUUAGAAAAUGAUUUUUUAAACGCACCGGCACCUACUAAUUUCUGUGUUACUGUCUGGUUGGCGUAAAAGCAAUACGAUGAUCAUUUAUUUUCCCUAAAGAAAACAUUUUAGAACUAAUUUUAGCGUUGUACUGAUACAAUAAAUUCGAUU